AUGCUGAGAGAACAGGGGGAAAAUCGGGGAGAGCAGCACCAGGCGGCGGCGGUGGCAGUGCAGUACUUCAGCUUCGACGAGAAAUAUGCCAGCAGCGAGCGGUGGCAAGCGGCCAGCGACGUCGUUGUUUUUGAUCUGAGGCGGCACGACAGUCCGGCUCGAGCCUCAAGCUGCAGUGCAGCUCGCAGGACCACCGCAAGGACAUCGCUUGACGGCUUCCACCCGGCUCGUCCGCUGCUGGUGUGGCCGCUAUGCGGCAACGAGAUCCUAUUUGUGCACUACACCCACAAGACCUACUUCUUGCGCAUCCUCGGCUCCAAUGCCCGGUCAAUUCCCGACACUGACGGCGACACGACUGCCAGAUUGGGCCUGCGCAUGCAGCUGUCGACGUACCGCCUCGCCAUCGACCUUGACAUGUUCCUCUCGCCCGGUGUCCGCCUCUGCCUCUCGCAGCUGCCAAGAACCCUGUCCUGGACGCUGUAG
Molecule: messenger RNA, 483 nt
Organism: Grosmannia clavigera kw1407
Lineage: Eukaryota; Fungi; Ascomycota; Sordariomycetes; Ophiostomatales; Ophiostomataceae
Exons: 3
Coding region: 1-483 (160 amino acids)
Source: RefSeq, a predicted model, not a curated record